Messenger RNA from Pantherophis guttatus, 2227 nucleotides. It is a transcript of the gene F7, whose product is annotated as coagulation factor VII. Gene Ontology annotation, molecular function: serine-type endopeptidase activity; calcium ion binding. Gene Ontology annotation, cellular component: extracellular region. Gene Ontology annotation, biological process: blood coagulation; proteolysis. The record is from RefSeq and is a predicted model, not a curated record. NCBI's taxonomy places the organism in Eukaryota, Metazoa, Chordata, Lepidosauria, Squamata, Colubridae.
UUUGGUUUCAUCAUGAUUUCCUGCCACUUCGGUGUUUUGCUUUGCCUUCUUUUUCUUGCAUCUCCCAUUGCAAGGGCUUCAGUUUUCUUAAGGCCCAAGGAAGCCAGCAACAUCUUACAAAGAGCUAGGAGAGCCAAUUCUUUCUUUGAGGAGUUUAAAACAGGAUCACUCGAGCGGGAAUGCCUAGAAGAGAUAUGUUCAUUGGAGGAAGCAAGAGAAAUCUUCCGAGAUGAUUUGAGGACCAAAAACUUCUGGGCAAUCUAUACAGAUCCUGAUCAGUGUGACUCCAACCCUUGCCAGAAUGGUGGGACCUGUAUUGAUAGGCAUCAAGACUACUUAUGCGUUUGUCCUCCAACACAUGAAGGCAUAAAUUGUGAAAUAGGACCAGAAAGCACGCUGAAAUGUUUUUUUAAAAAUGGCAAUUGUGAGCAGUUUUGUGUAGAUUCCUCAACCACAUUAAGACAGUGCUUUUGUGCAGAGGGAUACAGGUUAGCAAGUGACCAAGUAUCCUGCAUCGCAGAAGUUGAUUAUCCCUGUGGGAAAAUACCUGCUCUGGCAAAAAGGCCAAAUCAACAAGGAAGAAUCAUAGGUGGUUAUGAGUGUCCUCGAGGUGAAUGUCCAUGGCAAGCUCUCAUAACAGAACGUGGAAAUGAAAAAUGUGGAGGUGUUCUGAUCGCUCCAUCCUGGAUCAUUUCAGCAGCUCACUGCUUUCAUAGUGUCGCCCGACAAAAUCUCAGGAUAAGGCUUGGUGAAUACCGUAUCAACCAUAGAGAUGAAGGCGAACAAGAAAGAGGAGUUGAUGAAUUAAUAAUCCAUGAAAAGUAUUCUUCCAAAACCGUUGACAAUGACAUUGCCUUGUUGCGAUUAUCAGCCCCAGUCAACUUCUCUGAGUAUGUGGUGCCCAUCUGCUUGCCACCGCCUCGAUUUGCAACAGAGAUAUUGAACUACGUUGAAUUAUCCACAGUGAGUGGGUGGGGGCGUCUCUUGGAAAGUGGGGCUACUUCAGCACUUCUUAUGCGAGUGCAAGUCCCCAAAAUGCACAAAAAGGAAUGCAUUUUGCACACUAAAUUCAAUAUUUCAGACAACAUGUUCUGUGCAGGUUAUCUCGAUGGGAGUAAAGAUUCUUGUGAAGGUGACAGUGGUGGACCUCAUGCCACUGAAUACAAAAAUACUUGGUAUUUAACGGGAAUUGUGAGCUGGGGUAAAGGGUGUGCUGCAAUAGGAACAUAUGGAGUUUAUACAAAAGUUGUAAAAUACUAUCAGUGGCUAAAUAAUCAUAUGGAUUCCUAAUACAUAUUGCUUCCAAAUUGCCCUUUCAUUGUCCGAAUCCAUAAUAUUUAACCUUUGAAUUUAGCUUAUAACUAGCUUAUAUAUUUUAAAUUAGAUUCUACAUUUUAAAUCUGUAGUAAAACUUCAGUUCAAUUAACUGCCAUUAAAUAAUUUGAAUGGCCAAAAGCUUUCAUCCAUUCACAAUACAGUGGUACCUCGGUACUCAAUUACUUCAAAACUUGUUGAAUUUAGUACUUGACACAUUUUGUGACAAAAAUGUUGUCCCAGUACUUGUUGUUUGUUUGGUACGUGAUGUGCUGCAAUAGGAAAAGGGGGACAGACACGGAGAACAGACAGGAAGUCAGCCAUACUGGGAAGGUUGCUUCAAAAGGAACAGGGGAUGGCUGCAGAGGGUGGACAGAAAGUUGGCCAUGCUGGGAAGAAAAGGGACAGACAGGAAGUCUUUCCUGGCCAAAGUUAGGGUCACAUGGUAAGUCACAUAGUUUGUUUGGCAUUCAGCAUUUUUACUACUCAUUGUGCCUCCCAGAACCAAUUAACAACAAGUACUGAGCCACCACUGUAAUGGACCAAUCCCUUGGAUUUAGACAAGGUAUUUAAAUUUACUUUAAAUGUUUCUUUAUUCACAUUAUUUGCACAUGAUGUAGAUACCCAAAUAACAUGAUCAUGCCAUUUGCAUAAUGCUGUCAAUACACAAAUUAUGUCCACUGCUGUAAAUGACACAUUUGGAUUUUAGAGAUGUUCUGAAAUAAUGGAUAUUUUAUUGCUCUAUUGCUGAUUAAACUGAGUUUAUAUUUCAUUGAUUUCUUAAGUUAGCUAAUAAAUACAUUUAAAAUAAAUUAACUUCUGACAUGAUAGGGACUCUUGCAUAUAAAUUUCAUAAAAUUUCAUAGAAAAUAUUUGUUUAAGAGCUGGAAAAUAUAUUUAAAUUUUUGAUUCA